UUUGAGCAAUAAAUAAAUGAAAAAUCUCACACAUUAUUAUUUGUUAGACUUGCAGAAUUCAUGAUUGAGCUCAACUAUUUUAUUAGAUUAUUGUUUUUUUUAAAUAGUCGAACUUACACCAACGAGCAAACACACUAUCCUCAAUGGAAAAUCCAAUCAUGGACCGUCCUAAUGGAACAUAGAUUGUUAAUUUAUUUGGGCUAGGUCCACUACAAUCAACCCAGAUCAUUAACCAAUGGCCAGAUUGUUCCCAUUAGAACCCAAAACCCAGGAGAUCAAAUUUUUCUAAUCCACAGUACUGCUAUGCUAGUAUUCUCUGCAAGCGACUCAACUAGAAAGCAAGAAGGUGGAAGCGAAGUUGUAGUCUAGUCACGAUGAAUCUCAGCUGUCUACAACCUUUGUUUAAACUACCCAAUUAUCUUGUCCCUGUAACAUUUCCAGGUACUUCUUCAUUCUUGAACAAUCACCAAGCAAACCCAAGUAAAUCAAGUAUAAAUUUCAGGAGUUACAAAGAUGGAAAAUUUGUUAAGAGGAAAGGAGGAAUUGUACGUGGGUGGUUAUUGCCAGUGGAUCCAUGGGCACCAAACGUUGACUCAGAAAGCAUUGCUUCACAGCUUUUUGCAGUUUCUUUGUUUCCAUACAUUGGGUUCUUGUACUUCAUCACCAAGUCUAAGUCUGCUCCAAAGCUCACCCUUUUUGGCUUCUACUUCUUGCUUGCCUUUGUGGGUGCCACUACAAAGGUGAAAUAUGGCACUUCCUUAUCUAAUGUGGAUUGGUUACAUGGAGGGGCUGAAUCACUUCUCACUUUAACCAACUUGUUCAUUGUCUUGGGGUUGAGACAAGCUCUUAGGAAGACUGAGGAUGCAAAAGAAAGCACAUCAAGCUCUGUUCCAGACAUGAAAAAGCGGAAGAAGCCUUGCAUAUCGGAGUAAGUGAAAUUCGAUAUAAGUUGAUAUCCUUGCCAUUCCAUUGUUCAAAUACUAUGAGCUCUUCUCAGUUCUGUUGGAUUUUGCUUUUUUUCCGGAAGUUUUCCUGUUUCAGAAGGACAUCAAAUACCUUAUAUUUUCUGAACUGUUACCUUGUAACUAUUCCUCUCCUGAGAGUCCCUCAGCACAUAUGCAACAUAAAAUUCUUCUUUGCUGCUGACUAGAGCUUUGUUAUUGGUUCAUUUCAAAUCUCUUCUAACAGAUCGCAAGUUUCCCAUCGAGAUUUAUUAAUGCUGUCGGGUUUCUCCAAGCCUCAUUUUAUAAAUAUCUCUUAUACGCACCACUAAUGGGUUUCAUUUGUUUUAUCUUCUAAGCGUCAAGACAAGCAAUGUCGUGUCUACUAAAGGGGUCAUUGGAAAUGUAGAUUCUUUUUCCCGUGUAUACAGAUUUUUCUCAUCUCAAAUCCUGGAUUUGUUACUUUCACACAAUAUCAUAUUAUGGACAACUUAUUUGAAUUCUAAAUCGCCAUAACUUAAUACUCG
Durio zibethinus is the source of this 1468-nucleotide messenger RNA. NCBI's taxonomy places the organism in Eukaryota, Viridiplantae, Streptophyta, Magnoliopsida, Malvales, Malvaceae. The record is from RefSeq and is a predicted model, not a curated record.